AUGAAAGAAAAAACAAAUUUGAACCAGAUUGUCAGACGAAAUAUUGGAUUUACUUCAAAUUCAUUCGUUGAAAUUAUACAAAUACAUCAUCAUCAUCAUCAUCAUCAUCAUCAUCAUCAUCAUCAUCAUCAUCAUCAUCAUCAUCAUCAUCAUCAUCAUCAUCAUCAUCAUCUCAUCAUCAUCAUCAUCAUCAUCAUCAUCAUCAUCAUCAUCAUCAUCUCAUCAUCAUCAUCAUCAUCAUCAUCAUCAUCAUCAUCAUCAUCAUCAUCAUCAUCAUCAUCAUCAUCAUCAUCAUCAUCAUCAUCAUCAUCAUCAUCAUCAUCAUCAUCAUCAUCAUCAUCAUCAUCAUCAUCAUCAUCAUCAUCAUCAUCAUCAUCAUCAUCAUCAUCAUCAUCAUCAUCAUCAUCAUCAUCAUCAUCAUCAUCAUCAUCAUCAUCAUCAUCAUCAUCAUCAUCAUCAUCAUCAUCAUCAUCAUCAUCAUCAUCAUCAUCAUCAUCAUCAUCAUCAUCAUCAUCAUCAUCAUCAUCAUCAUCAUCAUCAUCAUCAUCAUCAUCAUCAUCAUCAUCAUCAUCAUCAUCAUCAUCAUCAUCAUCAUCAUCAUCAUCAUCAUCAUCAUCAUCAUCAUCAUCAUCAUCAUCAUCAUCAUCAUCAUCAUCAUCAUCAUCAUCAUCAUCAUCAUCAUCAUCAUCAUCAUCAUCAUCAUCAUCAUCAUCAUCAUCAUCAUCAUCAUCAUCAUCAUCAUCAUCAUCAUCAUCAUCAUCAUCAUCAUCAUCAUCAUCAUCAUCAUCAUCAUCAUCAUCAUCAUCAUCAUCAUCAUCAUCAUCAUCAUCAUCAUCAUCAUCAUCAUCAUCAUCAUCAUCAUCAUCAUCAUCAUCAUCAUCAUCAUCAUCAUCAUCAUCAUCAUCAUCAUCAUCAUCAUCAUCAUCAUCAUCAUCAUCAUCAUCAUCAUCAUCAUCAUCAUCAUCAUCAUCAUCAUCAUCAUCAUCAUCAUCAUCAUCAUCAUCAUCAUCAUCAUCAUCUCAUCAUCAUCAUCAUCAUCAUCAUCAUCAUCAUCAUCAUCAUCAUCAUCAUCAUCAUCAUCAUCAUCAUCAUCAUCAUCAUCAUCAUCAUCAUCAUCAUCAUCAUCAUCAUCAUCAUCAUCAUCAUCAUCAUCAUCAUCAUCUUCUUCUUCUUCUUCUUCUUCUUCUUCUUCUUCUUCUAGGAUCAAAAUGUAGUUUAAAAUGGAGAUAA
This is a messenger RNA of Schistosoma curassoni, 1230 nucleotides long. The record is from the annotation of a GenBank genome assembly. Lineage: Eukaryota; Metazoa; Platyhelminthes; Trematoda; Strigeidida; Schistosomatidae.